Aedes aegypti (yellow fever mosquito) is the source of this 3513-nucleotide messenger RNA. It is a transcript of the gene Tsp, whose product is annotated as cartilage oligomeric matrix protein. The record is from RefSeq and is a predicted model, not a curated record. Gene Ontology annotation, molecular function: calcium ion binding. The coding region runs from base 191 to 3385 and encodes 1064 amino acids. Gene Ontology annotation, cellular component: extracellular region. The transcript has 18 exons. Gene Ontology annotation, biological process: cell adhesion. Lineage: Eukaryota; Metazoa; Arthropoda; Insecta; Diptera; Culicidae.
AUGAAUGAGAUUUCAGUGCGCCGUUGUGUUUCAAAGCGUUAAGUCAGGUCUAAUUGAUUCAUGCUGCUCGAACGGAAGUUUGAACAAAUUUAAAAGUUGCGAAACCGAAUAUUUGAUACCUAUUCAACGUUGUUGGUGGAAAGUUGAGAGGGCAUAGUUCGAUUGUCAAGUGUUGAAACAAUCGAACAACAUGAGGAAAAUUUUACUAUUGUUUUGCAUAGCAUGGUUUUCAAAUGAAGGAUUAUCAUUAUCACUCGAUCCAGUUGCUUCCAACGAACUUGAAACGCAUAUAAAAAAUGAUUUCAUCAUUUCUCUCAGGCAUAUCAGGCCUCGAAGAAAGUUUCGUUUAUCGAUAGAGGCACUGUUUAUGAUCGAUUUCCCCACAGCAAAGAACAAGUUUUCAUUCUAUUUAGACCGCAAAGGCAAACGAGUAACUGUGGAUAUUAACUCAAAUGCCAAUACAUAUUCUAAGUACCUUGAAAUUCCUGGAAUGAAUGAGACAACUACUAUUCGAUCAUUGGCUAUCUUGUUUAGUCACAACUCGUUGGUACUCUUCAUAGACUGCAAAGAAGGAGCGAGAUUAGAUUUAGACAUCGAUAUAUCGAAACUGUACCUGAACCAGGAUGAUCCUAAUGUGAAACUAUUUAGGGAACGCAAAUACCCACUACAUUUGGAUUCAUCUGUUGAAAAUGCACUCUCUAGGACAAGUUGUCAGAAUUUGCUUAAACGAAAGCAUACCAAAAAAACCGGAUCUGCUGAAAAACUUCUUAAAAACAAGAAAUCGGUCUACGAACAAGUGGAAGACGGCGUAUCCUAUGAACGGAAUAAAAAACGAGAUGUGCGAAAUUGGUAUCGGGGAAAUGACAAAUAUCGAGAGGAACGCUUCGAUGUAAGAAAUACCAAUACAAGAGGAGACAUACCGAUCAUGCAUGGCGACUGUGAUGAAAAUCUUGCCAGGUCACUCAAUGAACUAAUUCAAAUGGUCCGGGAACUGCGUGAGGAGGUCAGAAGACAACGGGAAGAAAUUCAGCAGCUUAGAAGUUUGAUUGAGAACUGCGCGAGUUGCCAAAAAGCUCCAGAACCUAUGCGAGAAAGUUGCCAACACAACAAUCCAUGUUUCCCAGGUGUACAUUGCUACGAUACUCAAUCCGGUAUGAGGUGUGGACACUGUCCUCGAGGAUAUGUAGGAGAUGGCAUUACCUGCAAACCGGGAGUAACUUGUGCUGAAAGACCUUGUUUCUCCGGAGUCCAGUGUUACGAUACUACUGAAGGCGCACAAUGUGGACCCUGUCCAGAUCGUUUUGAAGGAGAUGGCAAAACCUGUCGAAUGAGAAACCCUUGUGACGAUCAUCUCUGUGCUGCAGGUGUACAAUGCACUAUGAUUGAACAUGCACCAUAUUACAAGUGUGGAGCGUGCCCUGUUGGAUUCAAAGGAAAUGGAACUGUGUGUCAUGAUAUCGAUGAGUGCGAUCUUAUUGAACCAUGCGAUGUGCGGGUACGCUGUACAAACUUAGUUCCAGGCUUCCGAUGUGAACCUUGCCCACCGGGUUUUACUGGAUUACACAGCGGUGGUUUACACGCGGCAACUUUUGAAUACGCUCUCCAAAGACAAAGAUGCAACGAUAUUGAUGAAUGCGCCGACGGAUCCGCGCGUUGUGGUCCAAACUCAGUAUGUAUUAAUACUGAAGGUGCAUUCGAAUGUCAGUGCAAUAGGGGUUACGUUCGUAACUCUACCUACGGUUGUUUCGCUGUAGAAGGAAUGUGUUUAGAUGGUACAGUUUGCGACAAAAAUGCCGUAUGCCGUCAUGCCGGUAGCAACACAUAUAAAUGUAAAUGUAAGGUUGGAUGGGCAGGUGAUGGAUUUCACUGUGGUCCAGAUAGAGAUUUAGACGGAUGGGCAGAUUUCGAUCUAGGAUGUGCUGACAGUAGAUGUCGGCAGGACAAUUGUGUGUAUGUUCCGAAUUCAGGCCAAGAAGAUGCCGAUAAGGAUGGUAUAGGAGAUGCCUGUGAUCAAGACGCCGACAACGAUGGUGUGAUGAAUAGUCCUGAUAAUUGUCCAUUAGUACAUAACCCGGAUCAACUGGAUACUGAUAAAGAUGGAGGAGAUAAGCAGGGUGAUGCUUGUGAUAACUGCCCAACCAUUGCAAAUAUCGAUCAACACGACGUAGAUGGAGAUGGAAUUGGUGAUGCAUGCGAUCCAGAUAUCGAUAAUGAUGGAAUUCUGAACGAACGGGAUAACUGUCCGAAAAAGGCAAACUCUAACCAGUUAGACAGCGAUGGUGAUGGAAUAGGUGAUGUCUGUGAUAACUGUCCUGCAGUUUCUAACGUUAACCAGAUGGACUCUGACAACGAUUUAAUAGGCGAUGCGUGUGACAGCGAUAUUGACAGAGAUCGAGACGGUGUACAAGACAGUAGGGAUAAUUGCCCAAAGUUGGCAAAUUCGGAUCAAUUAGAUACCGAUGGUGAUGGAAGGGGAGAUUUGUGCGAUCCAGAUGCUGACAAUGAUGGGAUCCUCAAUGCCGAAGAUAACUGCCCAAUUGUUUACAAUCCCGAUCAAAUGGAUGCUAAUAAUGAUGGCGUGGGUGAUAUCUGCGAGGAAGAUUUUGACUUGGACAAAAUACCAAACUAUUUAGACAACUGUCCGAACAACUCGAAAAUUUUUUCAACUGACUUCAGAACCUAUCAGACCGUUGUACUCGAUCCAGAAGGCGAUUCACAGAUCGAUCCCAACUGGGUGAUUUAUAAUAAAGGAGCCGAAAUAGUACAAACGCAGAACAGCGAUCCAGGAUUAGCAGUGGGUUAUGAUGCUUUUGGCGGUGUUGAUUUCGAGGGCACAUUUUUCAUUGAUACGGAAAUAGAUGAUGAUUACGUUGGAUUUAUAUUCAGUUAUCAAGACAAUCAUAAAUUUUACGCUGUUAUGUGGAAGAAAAAUAUACAAACCUAUUGGCAAGCGACACCUUUCCGUGCUUCUGCUGAACCUGGAAUCCAAUUGAAGCUGAUAGAUAGCAAUACAGGUCCCGGUCAAAUGUUAAGAAAUAGUUUGUGGCACACGGGUGAUACUAAGGAUCAAGUAAAACUAUUAUGGAAAGAUCCGCGGAAUGUUGGCUGGAAAGAACGCACAGCUUACCGUUGGUUACUGCUACAUCGUCCAAAAAUAGGUUUGAUUCGCCUAAGAGUGUUUGAUGGCGAAAAAAUGGUGGCUGACUCUGGUAACAUCUAUGAUUCAACGUUGAAAGGUGGCCGUCUAGGAGUGUUUUGUUUCUCUCAAGAAAUGAUCAUUUGGUCUGAUUUGGUGUAUAGGUGCAAUGAUAAUGUUCCUGAAGCGAUUUACAGAGAAUUGCCUCCACGUCUCCAGAAAGAAGUUCAGAUUGACUACAAAACGUGAUAGGAUAAUUGAUAGAUAAUGAAUAAGAAUUUGCAUAAUUCAAAUCAAUAAUUAAUCUUACGAUAAAAAAGAUAAGCUAGAGAGAAUAAUGAAUGUGCCGUUAAUAAAUGUUCAUACCUUUGAUUGAA